AUGGGAGACGAGGCUGUUCACACACCAUUUCUCAUUGAGCUGAAUAAGGCCACACUGGACGUGGUCCCAGUGGCUUGGUGGCUGGAUAUGGUGUGGGUAGUGAUGGUGUUGGGCUUGGGCUCCACUCUGAGGGGAGAUACUCGUUAUGGAGAUUUGCGGAAGCAGCAGCCAAUGGUCCUGUUGGGGACUCUACUGUCCUGGUACCUCUGCUUCCUCAUCGUCUUCAUCCUGCUCUUGAUGUCAGCACGAAAAUUCUCAGUUCACCCAACUGACAGGAUACCAACAGCUUGUGUGGAGCCAUGGAGUUACAUCCCAGAUGGCAUUCUGCCAGUGUUCUGGAGAGUUGUAUACUGGACCUCCCAAUUCCUUACUUGGCUGCUGUUGCCUUUCAUGCAGUCGUAUGCUCGGUCAGGAGCUUUUUCAAGAGCUGGAAAGGUUAAAACAGCUCUCAUUGAAAACGCUCUUUACUACGGCACCUACCUCCUUAUCUUCAUCUCCCUGCUUAUAUACCUGGUCGCUCACCCAAAGUGGCAUCUCACAUGGUCAGAGCUCCAGACUAUUGGCAUUACUGCUGCCAACACAUGGGGCCUCUUCCUGCUGGUGCUGCUGCUAGGUUAUGGCCUGGUGGAGAUCCCACGUUCUUAUUGGCUCUCAUCCUCCCCUGUUUACCUGCUGGCCAAGGCCUACUUCAAGGCAGCAAAGAUGGCUACUGAGAAGGCUGAGGCAGAGGAACACUUAGCAGAUGUUAUGGAGGAGGUGGCAAGUGUCCAUGUAUCCGUCAGGCACAACCACAGUCUAAGGAAGUGUGUUGACACCAUUUUGACAAAGUGUCCCACUGAGUACCAAGAAGAGAUGGAAGAGAUGUGGAAAGCUCUGGUGAACAAAUCAUCUCCCCCCAAAAGAGGCUUAACUAGUCUUCAUAAAAAAGUAAUCUUUGCAGUGCAGAGACACAGACAGGCUCAGGUUCAGUGGUCUAUCUUGUUAGACCAGGCCUUCCAUUUAGAAGAUGUAGCUAAAAGCCAGAGCAGCCCUGUCCAUCACUUCACCCAUAGUAUUCCCUCAGCACAGCACAAUGGCUGGAUACACAGAUUCAUCUGCACACCUGCAGUGGAGUGGUACUGGGAGUGUGUGUUCAGACAGAUUUCCUACAGGCUGCUGGCAGUGCUCCUUGUCUCCUCAGCAGCAGUAGUUUGGUCUGAGUGCACCUUUUUCAGCACACACCCUGUCCUUUCCCUCUUCGCUGUCUUUGUUCAGAUGGCUGAAAAACAAUACAACUACAUUUGUAUAGAGAUGGUGUGCUUUGUCAGCAUCCUCUUCCUGUGUGUCUGCAUCUACUCAACAGUGUUCAGAAUUCGAGUUUUCAACUACUAUCACCUGGUACCACAUCACCAAACUGAUGCUUACAGCCUGCAGUUCAGCGGCAUGUUGUUUUGCCGUCUCACUCCUCCUUUGUGCCUCAAUUUCCUGGGUCUGAUUCACAUGGACUCUGCCAUCUCACACCAGGACAGAAUACAGACAUCCUACACCUCUAUCAUGGGCUCUAUGCGUCUGCUAUCUUUCAUAUCUGAUGGGUUCUACAUCUAUUAUCCCAUGCUGAUACUGCUGCUCUGCUUUGCCACUUUUUACAGCCUGGGCUCUCGCUGUCUGAACCUCCUGGGCAUCCAUCAGUACAUUACUGAUGAUGACUUGACCUCCGAUCUGGUGGAUGAAGGCAGAGAGCAAAUCAGAAGAGAAAGAAGAAAAAGACAGAAAGCUGAAGAUGGAGAAAAUAGGAGACGGGCCUUGAGGGAGCGGUAUGGAGUCAAUGGGAUUACUGGGCGGACCAGAGCUGGUUACGCCGAGAUAAAAGAUAACCAGAGCAGCCCUGUCACACAAACAAGAAAAGUGAUGUAACAUUCAUAAGAAGAGAUGUGGAGACGGAGGAGCAGCAACGAGGCUUACUGCAAGACAAUUCCAGUGAUGAAGAUUCACCAAACAGAAGGUCCACAGGAGGACGUUACCUGUCCCUGUCACAGUCUCAAACAAGAAUCUUUGGUGAUGUUUGAUAGACUGAAGACAUGACAGGAAAGCAAAACACCAGUACCUGCUGGGAUCAAAAAUAAAGGACUGAAAAUGCAUCAUCAGAAGUUUGAAUCCAAAAGACAAUCCUGAGCCUCAAGAAGUAAUGGGAAACCUAAUACACUUGAGACAUGGACUCACCAUCAGGAAACUGUGAAAAAUGAAAUCAAAGCUCUCAAUGAAGGAUUUUAUACUGUAUCUCAGGAGAUUCUGAAACUGGAUUAUUUACUGAGACUGUAAAGGGAUUUAAUGGCCCAAAGGCCUUAAGCUGUGUGAAGGGACAAAUCUUGUGGAGUAUAAUUUUGAUUUUUAUCUUCUUAAACAAUUGUGUUUUCCAUUACCACUGUAGAAUGAAUGAAACUGAAUUCACAUAUCCAAGGGAAAAACAUCAUCAGUCUAACUUAUUUCAUACUCUGUAUUUUGUGUUUUGAUUGACUUGUGUAUGGCUCCAAUGGCCUAUUCCUUUUUUGUAAGAGUAAGCAUGUUUUUGAAUUAUGUGACUUCCAAGAGAUUGCAUUAAAAUGUGAUCAUUUCAACAAGUAUGUUA
Molecule: messenger RNA, 2605 nt
Organism: Notolabrus celidotus (New Zealand spotty)
Lineage: Eukaryota; Metazoa; Chordata; Actinopteri; Labriformes; Labridae
Gene: lmbrd2a
Product: LMBR1 domain containing 2a
Biological process (GO): adrenergic receptor signaling pathway
Cellular component (GO): membrane
Source: RefSeq, a predicted model, not a curated record